Messenger RNA from Jaculus jaculus (lesser Egyptian jerboa), 3682 nucleotides. It is a transcript of the gene Pde1b, whose product is annotated as phosphodiesterase 1B. The transcript has 15 exons. NCBI's taxonomy places the organism in Eukaryota, Metazoa, Chordata, Mammalia, Rodentia, Dipodidae. Gene Ontology annotation, biological process: signal transduction. Gene Ontology annotation, molecular function: 3',5'-cyclic-nucleotide phosphodiesterase activity. The record is from RefSeq and is a predicted model, not a curated record. The coding region runs from base 862 to 2412 and encodes 516 amino acids.
CAUUUUGCUCCUUCUGGGUCAUGUCAUUUGCUCCUAGCUUUAAACUGUAUUAACCCCCCCCCCUCCUUCCUCAGUUUCCAUUUGCAGAUAUGAAAAUUGGGGCUGGGAGUAAUUUGCCCAGCCUCGUGGGUUGGUUGGUUGUUCCUUCCAGGCCCAGCCCACCUCACUUUCUAGUUUCUAUGAACCAGCCCUCCUGACUUCAACCCGCUGUGGGAUGGGGCUGCUUCUCUCCCUGUAGAGCCCUCCCCGAGGAAGUGUCCCUGGCCCCCAGCAUCAGCAGACCUCUUCCGAACGGCUGCUAAGUCUCUCUGGGAAAGGUCAUCUCCAUCUAGCGUCCAUUCUUUCAGGUGGGCCAACGCUUAUUGUGAAGAAAGGCCCUGGGAAAAGCUCAGAGGGCGGUGGACCUCCUUAGCCCCUGUGGACUCUUGCUGGGUCCUUUCUGCUCCCACCGGGAACUUCUCUGUGACAGACCCAGAGGAUGACUCUGUCCCUGCAUCCUGACCCGCCUGCUAACCUCUUUUCCCAAAGAGGAGCCCCACCUCCUCGGAACAAGGGGCUGGCCUGUGCUAUUUCUGUCCUUUCUGGGACUCUUCCGACAGCAGAUUCUUGUUUUCAGUCUGAUUCAGAUGUGAAACUUUUCCCGUGGCCUCUCACCCAGAUCCCGUAGACCUCCUCAUCCCUUCUUCCUCUGGCCAGGCCCCUCCACUUCACCGUCCCAAAGUAUUCUCUGGUCAGCCACUCUGUUCUGCUGGGACCUGGAAGACGAAGUUGGGGGGUUCACAAGGGAGUUGUUCCCUCGUAGGGAGCCAGAGUCCCUGGGGUCAGCGUUUUGGUACUCUAAAGUAGGAAACUUUGAUUUCCAUGGCAAACCCUGUUCCUGUUCAGAGGAGCCAUCUCCAGGGCCCCAUCCUCAGGCUGCGCUACAUGGUGAAGCAGUUGGAGAAUGGGGACGUAAACAUCGAGGAGCUGAAGAAAAACCUGGAAUACACAGCUUCCCUGCUGGAGGCUGUCUACAUUGAUGAGACUCGGCAAAUCUUGGACACAGAGGAUGAGCUGCAGGAGCUUCGGUCCGAUGCUGUGCCCUCAGAGGUGCGGGACUGGCUGGCCUCUACCUUCACCCAGCAGACCCGAGCCAAAGGUCGCCGAGCGGAGGAGAAGCCCAAGUUCCGAAGCAUCGUGCAUGCUGUGCAGGCUGGCAUUUUUGUAGAACGGAUGUUCCGGAGAACAUAUACCUCUGUGGGCCCCACCUAUUCCACUGCCGUCCACAACUGUCUCAAGAACCUGGACCUCUGGUGCUUUGAUGUCUUUUCCUUGAACCGGGCAGCAGAUGACCACGCCCUGAGGACCAUUGUGUUCGAGUUGCUGACCCGACAUAACCUCAUCAGUCGCUUCAAGAUUCCUACUGUGUUUUUGAUGAGUUUCCUGGAGGCCUUGGAGACAGGCUAUGGGAAGUACAAGAACCCUUACCACAACCAGAUCCACGCAGCUGAUGUCACCCAGACAGUCCACUGCUUCCUGCUCCGCACGGGCAUGGUGCACUGCCUGUCGGAGAUUGAGGUCUUGGCUAUCAUUUUUGCGGCGGCCAUCCAUGACUAUGAGCACACCGGCACUACCAACAGUUUCCAUAUCCAGACCAAGUCUGAAUGUGCCAUCCUGUACAAUGACCGCUCGGUGCUGGAGAACCACCACAUCAGCUCUGUUUUCCGAAUGAUGCAGGACGAUGAGAUGAACAUUUUUAUCAACCUCACCAAGGAUGAAUUUGUAGAGCUGCGGGCCCUGGUCAUUGAGAUGGUGUUGGCCACAGACAUGUCCUGCCAUUUCCAGCAAGUGAAGUCCAUGAAGACGGCCUUGCAACAGCUAGAGAGGAUUGACAAGUCCAAGGCUCUGUCUCUUUUGCUCCAUGCUGCUGACAUCAGCCACCCAACCAAGCAGUGGGCGGUCCACAGCCGCUGGACCAAGUCCCUUAUGGAGGAGUUCUUCCGCCAGGGUGACAAGGAGGCAGAGCUGGGCCUGCCAUUUUCUCCACUCUGUGAUCGUACCUCCACGCUGGUGGCUCAGUCCCAGAUAGGUUUCAUUGACUUCAUUGUGGAGCCCACAUUCUCUGUGCUGACUGAUGUGGCUGAGAAGAGUGUUCAACCUCUGGUGGACGAUGACUCCAAGGCUAAAAGCCAGCCCAGCUUCCAGUGGCGCCAGCCUUCUCUAGAUGUGGACGUGGGAGACCCCAACCCCGAUGUGGUUAGUUUCCGCUCCACCUGGACCAAGUACAUUCAGGAGAACAAACAGAAGUGGAAGGAACGGGCAGCAAGUGGCAUCACCAACCAGAUGUCCAUUGAUGAGCUUUCCCCCUGUGAGGAAGAGACCCCACCCUCCCCUGCAGAAGACGAGCACAACCAGAAUGGGAAUCUGGACUAGCUGGGGCUGGCCAGGUCCUCACUGAGCCCAAAGUGUUCGAUGUCAUUAGCACCAUUCAUCAGGACUGGCUCCCCCAUCUGCUCCAAGGGAGUAUGGAGGUCUUGGGAGGAAUAGCCCACAUGAAGGCCAAAUGCCAGAGCUGGUGGGGUGGGGGGAAGGGCCCCUCCCCACCUGAAACUCAUUGGGGCACAAGCCUGGGGAACCUCAGGGCCCCAUUGGUCACUGUGCCCACCCCCUGCCUCUGGUUCCUCUCCUGGCCAGGUGGCUACCUGGGAGGGGUUACUCACUGGAGGCUUCCCAGGGCCUGGAGGGGAGGGUCAGAGAUGCCAGCCCCCUGGGCCCUCUCCCUUCUUCUUGCCUCCAACUUUCAAAGCAAUACAUUUUGGGGGUUCCCUCAGCCCCCUACCCCAGAUCUUAGCUGGCAGGUCUGGGUUCUCCUCCUCCCCCAGGGAAGAGCUGGAACAGGCUAGGAAGCUGGAGGUUUCCAAAGCCCAGUGUGUGAGGGGUGUUCCUUCAGGGCAGGGUACUGUUCUAUGACAGGGGAGGGGAGGGAUUCCUCUUGACCCCAAACUUGCACUGCUUUAGCCUUGCCCCCAGCCCACCCCUGCCGUUCCCCCAACUCUGGGCUGAGGGGGUCCUUUCCUGAGGUCCUCAAGAACUUGGGGCUGGUCUGGGCUCCUGGGGCUUGUCACCUGCCCUGGCUGAGUCUCCAGCCCUUUGCCUCCUUCCUGUCCUGGGACCAGGAGGCUCCCAUCCGACCAAUGUCUGUAGAAGCUUUGAGGUCUUCCCAGCAAAGCACCUUCAGGUUGUGUCUUAUGAACACAGGAGGGAGAGUGCAGCUGGGGGGCCAGGUGCAUGGCAGGGGUGAGGUGGGACGAAGUAAUCCCUGUUGCUACAGAGUCCCUCCUGCUUCCUAUCCCCCAGAACUGGCCUAGUUGCAGGCACCAAGAGAUCGGCUCCCCUGGGACCCUAGCAGGUGGAAAGCAGUUGGGGGAGGGGAGCAGGACUGCCACAACCUUGACCACUGGAGAGACCCAGCCAGGAGGUGUCCCCUCCGGUCCUCAGGCUCCUUGCCCCUGGGAAGACUAAGGCCAGGUGACUGUCCUCCUCCUUCCUUGUAAAUACCAGCCAUGCAUUUGUACAGUGAGCCCCAUUCUUGUGAAGUCCAUCUCCAUGGUCUUUUAGACCUGCUGCCCUGAACCGCAUGUUACUCCCCUUGGUCUCCCAGGCCCCUGCUAUAGCCAGAGAUCAAUAAAGAAGGGAGACUAGC